Messenger RNA from Leishmania braziliensis MHOM/BR/75/M2904, 2892 nucleotides. RefSeq lists its product as hypothetical. The transcript has a single exon. The record is from RefSeq and is a predicted model, not a curated record. Gene Ontology annotation, cellular component: lamin filament. The coding region runs from base 1 to 2892 and encodes 963 amino acids. Lineage: Eukaryota; Euglenozoa; Kinetoplastea; Trypanosomatida; Trypanosomatidae. Gene Ontology annotation, molecular function: structural constituent of chromatin. Gene Ontology annotation, biological process: chromatin organization.
AUGCAACGCCACGGCGCCGCGGUGGCUGUGACGGCUGAGCGUGACGUAGAGGAUCGCCUCCAGCGCGCCCUGCAUGAGAACAUCGUCUUGAAGCUGCAGAAGAAUGAUCUGGAGGAGAAGCUGAAGAAGCUGCAGACGCAGUUUCGCCGCCUUGUCGCGGACUGGCGUCGGGUGCAGGGGGGCAGCGGUUUUAGUCGAGGCAGCACAGUUUUGCGUCCUUGCUGUGCACCAUCGCCGUGGGCGAUGGAGCCGUCUGCACGACCCCACUCAGCAGCCGAGGCAGAUAGUCGAGGCGCGCCCGCGGCCCCGCCGUUAGAGGGACUGCUGCCUCCGUUGAACCCCAAUCAGAGCUCCCAAACAGCCUGCGGCGCAUCCUCGACUACAGCGAAGGCAUGGAAAAGGCAGGAAAGUCCACCGGGCACCACAGGUGUCGCUGCAGGUGCGAGCGAGGCUGAGCUGGCGGCCUGCAAAGCAGCGCUUGCGCAUGCGCAGCUGGAGCUCCAGCAGUUGCGCUCGUCCGCUCUCGCCGCUAUCCAGGCGCGAGCUACAACGCCCCUUGCCUUGAAAAACGUAACUACUAUGCCAGCUGACGCCUCCGCGGCCAUCCUAGAGGCCUCAAAGCAGGAGGCCGCCCAACUCCGCUCCCAGCUUCAGAAGAUACGAGAGGAGCUCAACGCCUCUGUACUCGCCCAGCAGCAGCUGCGAGUUCAGUCAAACCAAGCCAUGCAGGGGAUGCAACAGCAGCUGGAGACGCAGUACCGCGCUUCCAUUGAUACCCUCACUCGUGAGAAGCAGGAACUGAUCUUGAAGGUGCGACUCGCAGAGGCAGAGAAGCAGGCAAAAAGCUCGGUGGAGGCGAGCAGUCCAGACCCGAUGGAGAUGGCGACUCUGCAUGGGGAGGUGCACCGCAAGGUGAGCGAGGUCGCUCUCCUGAACAGUCACCUCCAGUAUGCGCAAGGGCAAGUUGAGACGCUGAAGGGUGAGUGUAACCGACUCAUCGAGGAACUCAAGGAGGCGCACGCAGCCCAUGCUGACACAAAGAGGGCGUUGUUUACGUUGGAGCACGAGGCAGCGUCACUGCGAACGCAAUGCAGGUCGAUGACCGAGGUGGAGCUGGCGCUGCAGCGCAAGACGGAGGAAUGCUCAAAUACUGAGCAAGAGCUACUGAAGCUCGUGGGAUCGCUGCAGACGUGCCAGCGCGAGACGGAGGCGGCGGUUCGUCUUGAGUUCCAGAGUCGUCUCACAGAGGUGCAGGAGAUGCGCGACACGGCGGAGCGAGAACGACGGGAGGUGGAACGCAGGUUGCUCAGCAGCCAGCACGACCUUGCAGAGCUACGCCGUCGGUUAGAGAAUACCCAGGGCGACCUCCAGCUAUACCAUGGUGAGGUAGCGAAACUAGAGAAGGAGAAGAGCGCGAUAUCGGCGCAGAUCGCGCUAGCGGGGCACACCGCCGCAGCAGUCGCCGCAGCAGGGGCUGACCUCACUGAUGAAGACGUGCAUCGCGCCCUGGCAGUGGCGGCCAUAAAGAAGAGAGGAUCGCGGACACAGAAGCGGGAGGCGGAGAUGGGUCUCGGUGGCGCGGGCACUGUUGACGGAGAUGCUGCCGCCGCUGCCGGUGCGGCCCCGGCGAAGGAGGCGAGAGACGCGCUCGAUCUUUUCGAGGCGCUGGCGUGGGACGGCGACUGGGAGCAGGGCCAGAUGCGCGAGGCCCUGGCUACUGCUGCGAUGGAUCUGGAGUUGGCCCAGACGCGCUGCCAACAGAUGGCUGAGCAGGUGGAGCAGUCUCGUGAGAUGCUGCGCAAGGUGAGCGAUGAGCGGGAUACGCUUCUCGAGGAGAGCAUUGCCCUUCGUGGUCGCGUGAUGCAUGUACAGACUAUAUUCGCCAAGCAGCAGCUGCAGGCGUAUCGGGCAGCUGCCACAGCGAGCGGUCUCGGCACCGAGGGACUCAUCAGCUUCUCUAUUCGGGGGCUGCAGAGUCAGGAGGCGGCCAUGUGUCGUUCCUUGGGCAUUGCCAAUCUCAAAGCUCCCGUCUCUUUCUUCUUCACGCUGGACGGGCUGGCCGACUACGAGGCGAUGAUGGGGCCGACGCUGCGCGCUCUCGAUGAUGUUGUGGACGUGCGCUUUCAAUAUGAGGGUCUCGCAAAGGACGCGGUUACGCUGGCGACUAUCGAAGAGACGGUCUUCUGCUUCCAGCUGCACUGUGCCGCCGGCGAGACAAGCCGAUUGGUAGCCAUGGCGGAGCUGCCUGGAGCGGCGCUGCUCAAUGCGCGCGAGGUUCCGGUGGAGGAUACACUGCCCCUCAUUGACGGCGAGGGGCAGACGGUGGGGAGCAUCUUGGUUGAGUUCUGCUGCGCUCGUCUUGUGUUGCCCAUCCUGCUGGGCGCUCCUCUUUCCGACCCACGUGCCGGGGCGACCACCUUCACACUGUCUGCGCAAGAGAUCAAGUCGGCCAUGGUAGCGCUGCGCACUGUGUGCUACCUGCGCAUCCAAGUGUUCCGCGCCGAGGGCCUGGCCGGCUCCUUGGAGGGCGGCACGGCGCCUCAACCCUACGUCUUCUACACCGCCACGUCGCCGCUUGGGGCUCUCAACUGCGUGCGGGACACCGUCGUUCAUCCCUCUAGCCGCAUCUUUACGACGGACCCUGUGUUCGAUGUGGUGCCAGUAGACCAUCGCGUCAUCGUCGAUCCAGCGCUGAUUCGGUUUGUGGCAUUUGGUGUGGUCAGCUUUGUCCUCUUCGACGAGCGCGCCACUAAUGUGCAAGCCAACCUCGGCGUGGUGGAGGUGGCGCUGCGUCCGCUGUUGAACUCGCCGCAUGCCAUCAUUCGAGUGACGGAGAGGCUGCACCCGCAGGGCACGCUGAGCGUGGGUCUGUCGUGGGUGUCUGGUGUGUGA